AUGGGCGCCGCCAUCUUGGCUCCCGCCCACCUCAGCCCUCGUAGUUGGCCCCGGAACCCGCCCGAGGCCUCACCGCCCGCAGCGCCCAGCGCGGGCCCAGCCGUAACCGGGAAUCCCCCCGGGACCCCCUGGGACUCCCCCGGGACCCUCCCGGGACCCCCAAGCUAUGGACGUGCUGCGGCGGUGACGUUCGGGGGGCAGUGGGACCCCCCCGGGGCGCGGGGCGGGGACGAGGUGGCGCGGGUGACGGUGGCGCUGGCGCGCGCCGGGCCCCGGGACCUGGUGGGGCGGCUGCGGGUGACGGCGGCCGUGCGGGGGCUGCGCUGCGACGUGGCGGGGCUGGGCCCCGAGCGCCUGCUGAGGGAGCUGCUGCGGCUGCUGGCGGCCAUGACGCGCGCCGUGGGGCAGAGCCUGCUCAACCUCUCGGCCCUCCUGCGCCGCCUCCUGGACAGCGCACCCCAAAGGGGCGGGGCCUAUGAGCAUUAGGCCCCGCCCCCUUUCCCACAAACCCGCCCCCGACUUAUAGCCCCGCCCCCUUCCCCAUAACCUGCCAAUAAAGAGCU
Cygnus atratus (black swan) is the source of this 563-nucleotide messenger RNA. RefSeq names its product cell death inducing DFFA like effector b (gene CIDEB). NCBI's taxonomy places the organism in Eukaryota, Metazoa, Chordata, Aves, Anseriformes, Anatidae. Bases 1 to 486 code for a protein of 161 amino acids. The transcript has 4 exons. The record is from RefSeq and is a predicted model, not a curated record.